Messenger RNA from Mandrillus leucophaeus (drill), 1496 nucleotides. It is a transcript of the gene ESRRB, whose product is annotated as estrogen-related receptor beta. The transcript is spliced from 7 exons. NCBI's taxonomy places the organism in Eukaryota, Metazoa, Chordata, Mammalia, Primates, Cercopithecidae. The coding region runs from base 132 to 1496 and encodes 454 amino acids. Gene Ontology annotation, molecular function: nuclear steroid receptor activity; sequence-specific DNA binding; DNA-binding transcription factor activity. Gene Ontology annotation, biological process: regulation of DNA-templated transcription. Gene Ontology annotation, cellular component: nucleus. The record is from RefSeq and is a predicted model, not a curated record.
CCUCCCACUCUGCGUUCUCGCGCUCACUGUGCCCUGCCCGGGCUCGCACCUUGCCCGUGCCCUUCACUCGCUCUUCCGCGUGAUUUCCCCGCCGCCUUUCUCUACCAACUGGGAAUGCUAAAACGGGACUGAUGGACGUGUCCGAACUCUGCAUCCCGGACCCCCUCGGCUACCACAACCAGCUGCUGAAUAGGAUGUCCUCAGACGACAGGCACCUGGGCUCCAGCUGCGGCUCCUUCAUCAAGACUGAGCCGUCCAGCCCGUCCUCGGGCAUCGAUGCCCUCAGCCACCACAGCCCCAGUGGCUCGUCCGACGCCAGCGGUGGCUUUGGCCUGGCCCUGGGCACCCACGCCAACGGUCUGGACUCGCCACCCAUGUUUGCAGGCGCCGGGCUGGGAGGCACCCCAUGCCGCAAGAGCUACGAGGACUGUGCCAGCGGCAUCAUGGAAGACUCGGCCAUCAAGUGCGAGUACAUGCUCAACGCCAUCCCCAAGCGCCUGUGCCUCGUGUGCGGGGACAUUGCCUCUGGCUACCACUACGGCGUCGCCUCCUGUGAGGCUUGCAAAGCCUUCUUCAAGAGGACCAUCCAAGGGAACAUCGAGUACAGCUGCCCGGCCACCAAUGAGUGCGAGAUCACCAAACGGAGGCGCAAGUCCUGCCAGGCCUGCCGCUUCAUGAAAUGCCUCAAAGUGGGGAUGCUGAAGGAAGGUGUGCGCCUUGAUCGAGUGCGUGGAGGCCGCCAGAAAUACAAGCGACGGCUGGACUCAGAGAGCAGCCCGUACCUGAGCUUACAAAUUUCUCCACCUGCUAAAAAGCCAUUGACCAAGAUUGUCUCAUACCUACUGGUGGCCGAGCCGGACAAGCUCUACGCCAUGCCUCCCCCCGGUAUGCCUGAGGGGGACAUCAAGGCCCUGACCACUCUCUGUGACCUGGCAGACCGAGAGCUUGUGGUCAUCAUUGGCUGGGCCAAGCACAUCCCAGGCUUCUCGAACCUCUCCCUGGGGGACCAGAUGAGCCUGCUGCAGAGUGCCUGGAUGGAGAUCCUCAUCCUGGGCAUCGUGUACCGCUCGCUGCCCUAUGACGACAAGCUGGUGUAUGCUGAGGACUACAUCAUGGAUGAGGAGCACUCCCGCCUCGCGGGGCUGCUGGAGCUCUACCGGGCCAUCCUGCAGCUGGUGCGCAGGUACAAGAAGCUCAAGGUGGAAAAGGAGGAGUUUGUGACGCUCAAGGCCCUGGCCCUCGCCAACUCCGAUUCCAUGUACAUCGAGGAUCUGGAGGCCGUCCAGAAGCUGCAGGACCUACUGCACGAGGCGCUGCAGGACUACGAGCUGAGCCAGCGCCACGAGGAGCCCCGGAGGACGGGCAAGCUGCUGCUGACGCUGCCCCUGCUGCGGCAGACGGCCGCCAAGGCCGUGCAGCACUUCUAUAGCGUCAAACUGCAGGGCAAAGUGCCCAUGCACAAACUCUUCCUGGAGAUGCUGGAGGCCAAGGUCUGA